CAGAACUUGAAAGGCUCAGCUGUUGUUAAGACACCUACUGAAAGAUGGUGGAUUAUUAUGAAGUUCUCGGAGUGCAAAAGCAUGCCUCAGCAGAGGAUAUUAAAAAAGCGUACCGUAAAUUGGCACUAAAAUGGCACCCUGAUAAAAAUCCAGACAAUAAAGAAGAGGCAGAACAGCAAUUUAAACAAGUAGCGGAGGCCUAUGAAGUUUUGUCAGAUGCUAGAAAACGUGAGAUCUAUGACAGAUACGGAAAAGAAGGCUUAAUAAAUGGAGGCGGAGGUGGGAAUCAUCUUGAUAAUGCGUUUGAAUUUGGAUUUAAAUUCCGUAACCCAGAAGAUGUGUUCAGGGAGUUUUUUGGUGGAAGGGACCCCUUUUCAUUUGACUUUUUUGAAGAUCCUUUUGAGGACUUCUUCGGUGUCAGGCGGGGUCCAAGAGGAAGCAGAGGUGGUGGAUCAUUUUUCUCUGCCUUUGGUGGAUUCCCUGCUUUUGGAAGUGGCUUUUCUUCAUUUGACACAGGUUUUACUUCGUUUGGUUCACUGGGACAUGGAGGCCUUACUUCGUUCUCCUCUACGUCAUUUGGUGGCAGUGGGUUGGGUAACUUCAAAUCGAUAUCAACCUCCACUAAAACAGUUAAUGGCAGAAGAAUUACUACAAAGAGAAUUGUUGAGAAUGGACAAGAGAGAGUAGAAGUUGAAGAAGAUGGCCAGUUAAGGUCGCUAACAGUAAAUGGUGAGGCAGAUGAAGAAGCCUUUGCUGAGGAGUGCAGACGGAGAGGACAACAUGCCCUACCUUUCCAGCCGACCAACCCUCGCAUGCUGAAGUCUCACAAGCCUGCCGGUUCCCCCAGAUAUGCCUAUCAUUAUAAUAGCGAUGAUGUGGAAGAACAAGAUAGAAGCCGGGUUACAAGCAGCUUGGAUGUUUUACAAGCCAUGUUUCCUUCAGGACACAAAGAAGGCAGCAAGAGGAGGAAGCAGAAGCAGAGAGAGGAACAGAAGAAGAAGAAGUCAACCAAAGGGAGUUACUAA
Nestor notabilis (Kea) is the source of this 1025-nucleotide messenger RNA. It is a transcript of the gene DNAJB6, whose product is annotated as DnaJ (Hsp40) homolog, subfamily B, member 6. NCBI's taxonomy places the organism in Eukaryota, Metazoa, Chordata, Aves, Psittaciformes, Psittacidae. Gene Ontology annotation, cellular component: cytosol; endoplasmic reticulum membrane. Bases 45 to 1025 code for a protein of 326 amino acids. The record is from RefSeq and is a predicted model, not a curated record. Gene Ontology annotation, biological process: positive regulation of proteasomal ubiquitin-dependent protein catabolic process; protein refolding. The transcript is spliced from 9 exons. Gene Ontology annotation, molecular function: Hsp70 protein binding; ATPase activator activity.